Molecule: messenger RNA, 2713 nt
Organism: Melanotaenia boesemani (Boeseman's rainbowfish)
Lineage: Eukaryota; Metazoa; Chordata; Actinopteri; Atheriniformes; Melanotaeniidae
Product: NACHT, LRR and PYD domains-containing protein 4-like
Exons: 11
Molecular function (GO): protein binding
Source: RefSeq, a predicted model, not a curated record
GGAGGGAGUCCCUCCCUCUAAAACCACUCAGAGGAACAAACCUGGACCUGAAACCAGCCCUGAAUCAGGACCUGAGCCCAGCUGUGUGUCCAUGAAGAGUGACCGGUCGAUGGAUCAGAUUACUAAGUUCAAAGCUGGAGUUUCCUCAGACCAACAAUCUCAGCCAGAACCAGGACCAGGUCUAGGACCCAGCUGUAUGUCCUUUAAGUCAGAGUCGUCAAAAUAUUUCUCACAGAGAGUGGACCAGCAGAGCUCAGAGCUUCCCAGUGGUCAGUCUGCCCAGCAGCAUCAAACACAGCUGGACUCCAUAUUUAUGCUGCUGGAGGACAACAUGAUCACUUUUGUGAAGAAGGAACUGAAGAAGAUUCAGAAGCUUCUGAGUCCAGAUUACCCAGAGUGCUCAGUGUUGGAGGGUGAGGAUGAGGAGCAGAAGAAGAGCAGCAGAGAGGCGUUAGUGAAGAUCACAGUGGACUUCCUGAGGAGGAUGAAGCAGAAGAAGCUGGCUGAGCGUCUGCAGAGCAAACUUCUGGUUUCAGUUUGUCAACGUAAACUAAAAUCUGGUCUAAAGAAGAAGUUCCAGUGUGUGUUUGAGGGGAUUGCUAAAGCAGGAAACCCAACCCUUCUGAACCAGAUCUACACAGAGCUCUACAUCACAGAGGGAGGGACUGCAGAGGUCAAUGAUGAACAUGAGGUCAGACAGAUUGAAAAAGCAUCCAGGAAACCACACAAACCAGAAACAACCAUCAGACAAGAAGACAUCUUUAAAGUACCACCUGGAAGAGAUGAACCAAUCAGAACAGUGAUGACGAAGGGAGUGGCUGGCAUUGGGAAAACUGUCUUAACACAGAAGUUCACUCUGGACUGGGCUGAAGACAAAGCCAACCAGGACAUCCAGUUUACAUUUCCACUGACUUUCAGAGAGCUGAAUGUGCUGAAAGAGAAAAAGUUCAGCUUGGUGGAACUUGUUCAUCACUUCUUUACUGAAACCAAAGAAGCAGGAAUCUGCAGCUUUGAAGAGUUCCAGGUUGUCUUCAUCUUGGACGGUCUGGAUGAGAGUCGACUUCCUCUGGACUUCCACAACAGUGAGACCCUGACUGAUGUUACAGAGUCCACCUCAGUGGAUGUGCUGCUGACUAACCUCAUCAGGGGGAAACUGCUUCCCUCUGCUCGCCUCUGGAUAACCACACGACCUGCAGCAGCCAAUCAGAUCCCUCCUGACUGUGUUGGCAUGGUGACAGAGGUCAGAGGGUUCACUGACCCACAGAAGGAGGAGUACUUCAGGAAGAGGUUCAGAGAUGAGGAGCAGGCCAGCAGGAUCAUCUCCUACAUGAGGACAUCACCAAGCCUCUACAUCAUGUGCCACAUCCCAGUCUUCUGCUGGAUCACUGCUACAGUUCUGGAGGAUGUUCUGAAAACCAGAAAGAGAGCAGAGCUGCCCAAGACCCUGACUGAGAUGUACAUCCACUUCCUGGUGGUCCAGACCAAAGUCAAGAAGGUCAAGUAUGAUGGAGGAGCUGAGACAGAUCCAUAUUGGAGUCCUGAGAGCAGGGAGAUGAUUGAGUCUCUGGGAAAACUGGCUUUUGAUCAGCUGCAGAAAGGAAACCUGGUCUUCUAUGAAUCAGACCUGACGGAGUGUGGCAUCAAUAUCACAGCAGCCUCAGUUUACUCAGGAGUGUUCACACAGAUCUUUAAAGAGGAGAGAGGACUGUACCAGGAGAAGCUGUUCAGCUUCGUCCAUCUGAGUGUUCAGGAGUUUCUGGCUGCUCUUCAUGUCCGUCUGACCUUCAUCAAGUCUGGAGUCAACCUGCUGAAACAAGAACAAACAGUUUCUGUUCGGUCUAAGUUUUUAAAUAAACCAGAUCGACAACGUCUCCAUCAGACAGCUGUGGAUGAGGCCAUACAGAGUCCAGAUGGACACCUGGACUUGUUCCUUCGCUUCCUCCUGGGUCUUUCACUGCAGACCAAUCAGAGACUCCUACGAGGUCUGUUGAGACAGACAGGAAAUAGCUCACUGACCAAUCAGGAAACAGUUCAGUACAUCAAGAAAAAGAUCAGUGAGAAUGCGUCGGCAGACAGAAGCAUCAAUCUGUUCCACUGUCUGAAUGAACUGAAUGAUGGUUCUCUAGUGGAGCAGGUCCAACAGUCCCUGAGAUCAGGACGUCUCUCCACAGAUAAACUGUCUCCUGCUCAGUGGUCGGCUCUGGCCUUCAUCUUAGUGUCAUCAGAAAAAGAUCUGGAGGUGUUUGACCUGCAGAAAUACUCUCCUUCAGAGGAGGUUCUUCUGAGGCUGCUGCCAGUGGUCAAAGCCUCCAACAAAGCUCUACUGAGCAGCUGUUCCCUCUCAGAUGAAGGAUGUUCAGCUCUGUCCUCAGUUCUCAGCUCCCAGUCCUCCAGACUGACAGAACUGGACCUGAGUAACAACGACCUGAAGGACUCAGGGGUGAAGCAGCUGUCUGCUGGACUGAAGAGCCCACACUGCAAACUGGAAACUCUCAGCCUGUCCGGCUGUCUGAUCACAGAGGAAGGCUGUGCUUCUUUGGCAUUAGCUCUGACCUCCAACCCCUCCAAUUUAAAAGAGUUGGACCUGAGAUACAACAAUCCAGGAGAGUCAGGAACGAAGCUGCUCAUGGCUGCGCUGAAAGAUCCACACAGACUCAGGGUGGAGCCUGCUGGAGAACCAUGGUUGAGACCAGGAGGUGUGAGGAAGUAUUCC